Gloeophyllum trabeum ATCC 11539 is the source of this 2274-nucleotide messenger RNA. RefSeq lists its product as uncharacterized. NCBI's taxonomy places the organism in Eukaryota, Fungi, Basidiomycota, Agaricomycetes, Gloeophyllales, Gloeophyllaceae. The record is from RefSeq and is a predicted model, not a curated record. The transcript has 8 exons. The annotation marks the transcript as partial. Gene Ontology annotation, molecular function: RNA binding; 5'-3' RNA helicase activity.
AUACAGUACGGUAUUCCUAGGGUGCUAUCUGUUCACUUCUCCACCGCACGUGAAGGCAGGUUCGAGGGCUCAGUGGUAUUGACCUUCUGGGACGCAAAGCAACGUCAACGGUUCACCAUUACGCGUCAAAUUCGAGCUGUCGUUGGAUCACGUCUUGACCACGAGAAUUUGAGACCCAGCGAUCCAUAUGUUCGACCCGUACGCGUCCCGCUGCCUCCUGAGAUACGUCCCAUUCCCGCUCCUCGGCCUCCGGUUUGGACAGCUACCGAAUGGGUCAACCGACUGGCUGAAUACCCCAUUCCGCACGCCCUAAAAGGUGAUUGUCUGGAUUCGGAAGUAAUCAAGCAACGAAUGCCGAACUCCCUCACCAUGUCCUCAUACAGCGACUGCCUCGAUUUGCAGAUGUUCACAAUGAAGGAUACAGAACUGAAAUACGACAACCCGAACUACAGGUUAAGAAUACCUGGACUGUUGGACAAGAAGCCAAGAAUCAUUGUGGGAGACAAAAUAGUUGUCUUGCGGACAAGUGGAGAGAAGCCUGUAUCUUGGGUGGGCUGCGUCCAUGCUGUUAACGCAGACGAAGUUCGCCUUCGCCUGUCCUCCGACUUCAGCCUAUUUAAAGGCAAAAUCUUCGAUGUCGUGUUCCAGGUAAACCGUAUGCCAUUGCGCCGCAUGCAUCAUGCAGUUCUUUUUCAGCCUCGCCCCCAGCGACUCUUGUUCCCCCGGGCGAGGCACGUCCUACGACCUCCGGAUCCUGUUGGUUCCGCUUUCGAAGAGAUGGUACGCCUUUCUCCGCGGAUUCAGGAUGAUCCAGAGAAGCUCAGGGCGGUCUGGACAAUUGUGAAACAACCUCGCGGAAGCGUGCCGUUCGUCGUCUUUGGACCGCCCGGUACAGGAAAGACUACGGCAAUAGUGGAGGCCAUACGUCACUUGCUGAAGGAAAAUGACGACCAUCGAAUCCUGGCGUGCGCUCAGAGCAAUCGCGCUGCUGAUACUAUAGCGUGCAAACUAUUAGGAGCAGGCCUUACGGAUCACGCGUUGCUGCGACUGAACGCAUUGUGGCGACCGACAGCGGACCUUCCCGGAAAGUUGUAUCCCAUUUCUCCAAUCAACGGAAAUGAUGUCUUCGCCAUACCGGGCCUGGAGGAUUUGGUAGGGUACCGCGUGGUUGUCGUCACUUGUGUUUCUGCAGGCAUAGCUAAAGGUCUCGGUGUAAAGCGUGGUCACUUCAGCCACAUAUUCGUCGAUGAGGCCGGGCAAUGCGCAGAGCCAGAAGCCAUGGUUGCAAUCACUCCACUGGUAGAUGAACGCACGAACAUUAUCCUCGCAGGUGACCCUCGUCAACUCCCACCUGUGAUCACAUCUCGUGCUGCAGCUACUCUAGGGAAGAGUUACUUGGAGAGAAUUAUGAACCUGGAUAUAUACGAUGAAAGUCAUACGAACUCAGAUCCGUUUGCAACUCAUGUUCACUUACGCAGAUCUCACGAAGCUAUCUCCAAUUUCUCGAACGUACAGUUCUACGAUGGAGAAUUGCAAAAUUGCGGGGAUCCGUCCAUUACCCACAAGUUCCUCUGUUCCAAACUCCUCGUGACACCUGGGUUCCCCGUGAUAUUCCAUGGCAUCACCGGAAUGGAAAUGCGAGAGGGGAGCUCUCCGUCUUUCUUCAAUAUUGACGAAGCCAGUUUAGUCAGGACGUAUUGCGAGAAGCUUAAUGCAGAGUUCAAAGAUCUGACCGCGGAUUGUGUUGGAAUCAUCACUCCGUAUCUCGCGCAGCGAGGAAAGAUAUUGAAGAUCUUACCCGAGGCCUUCCAAAAAGUGAAAGUAGGGACAGUGGAAGAAUUUCAGGGCCAGGAGCGCAUGGUGAUCAUCGUAUCCACUGUAAGGAGCAAACCAGGUCACGUCGGGGGCGACAUCCGCCACGCGCUUGGCUUUGUAGCCCAGCCGAGGCGCACGAAUGGUACGCUUGACACUCGUGGGCGAGCCUUGCUCAUCGUUAUCGGUGAUCCCCGCAUACUAUCCCUUGACCCGACUUGGCGUAAUUGGCUGAGAUACGUGCAAAGUGGAGGGGGUGCGCGUGGGCAACCUAUACCGAUGGAAUAUCUGUAUAACGAAGGCGAAGGCGGGACGCAGGGCGAAGGCGGGUCUUCUGCCGCAGCACAGCUGGCCUAUGGCAAGGACACGGAGCAGAUGCAGCGCCUUCGGGCAAAGAUCGUCCGGCGCGAGCAGUACGAGGGCAUUCCAGGAAAUGAUUCUGACUGCGAGUCUGACUUCUGA